Daldinia childiae is the source of this 2103-nucleotide messenger RNA. RefSeq names its product Mitochondrial outer membrane protein IML2. The transcript is spliced from 2 exons. The record is from RefSeq and is a predicted model, not a curated record. NCBI's taxonomy places the organism in Eukaryota, Fungi, Ascomycota, Sordariomycetes, Xylariales, Hypoxylaceae. Gene Ontology annotation, cellular component: cytosol; nucleus; mitochondrial outer membrane. Bases 1 to 2103 code for a protein of 700 amino acids.
AUGAGUCGGAUAGGGGCCUGGCUUCGGGGUUCUACUCCCGCCCCGAGCCAAACUUCAAGUCCUGCAGCCUCGCAAACAGAUCUUCGAGCUCGGGAGACGGCCUCCCUCGUAGAUGCGUUAAAUGCCACCGCUUUAAUUAUGAACGAUGACAUCGACGGUGCCGAAGAGAGGUUGCGAAAGGGCGACUCAGCAUUUCAUCUCCUUGGAAUGGGAGUCUGCACUUUUAUGAGGAGUAUCCUUGGAUUCGAAAAGUCAAUUAUGGCCGAAACCAUCGCUCGUCUUAACGAUUGCGAGACACGUUCCUUGAGUGAGAUGAAAAAAGCUCAGAAGGAGGCCGAGGCCAGUAAAGCCGAAGACAGGAUAUACCCCCCAGGAAGCGAGUACGCCCUGGUUAUAGCUUAUGCACACCUCAUGUCCGCCGUCGUCGCCGUUUUGAAUGAGAGUUUGACGGAGGGCCUCAGGGGGUUCUAUAAGCUACGGAAAGCUUUUAUUACGCUUGAUGGGCUCGUGGAAGCGGAGACGGCAUAUCUAAAAAGAAAGGGGCUCCACUCGGAUUCAUCUAGCGACGAUACUGACACGGAUCUCGAAUUUGUAGAUGCGGAUGAGGCACAUUCGGGAACGCAAACUCCUUUAGAUUAUGGCGGUCAUCUUACUACGGGCCCUGAUGCAGCCGAGAAGGAACUGAGUAAACUGUCUCUAAAUUCUAACGGUACUUCUAAGUUAUUAUCUGCUAAGGGUAGCUCCGAGGUAUUCACCAGCCCAGCCGACGUUUUUAUUCAUAGCGGUGCCAACAUGGCGUAUGGAGUCCUAUUAACUCUCCUUACCAUGGUUCCGCCAGCGUUUUCUCGUCUACUAUCUAUUAUCGGCUUUAGGGGGGAUCGUGAACGAGGCUUACAGUUGCUGUGGCAGAGUUCUGGGUUCAAUAAUGUUAACGGAGCUGUAGCAAGUCUCAUGUUGCUUUCUUAUUAUCAUGGUCUUCUAAGCGCCGCCGACAUCCUCCCCUUCGAUAACGACAAUGAAAAGAGCACUACUGUAGGUUACCCAAAAGCCAAGUGCAUUGCAUUACUGGCCCAGAUGCGCUCGAGAUAUCCAGAUAGUGGCCUCUGGCGCUUUGAGGAAGGUCGAGUACAGGCAAAUAGUAAGGACUUGCGGGGUGCUCUCGAGAUUUUAAAGAGCAAUACGGAGUCGAAAAUGCGCCAGGUCACAGCUAUCAACAAUUUUGAGAUGUCUCUGAAUUCUAUGUUUAUUCACGAUUAUCCCGACAUGCGCGACAAUUUCCUCCGCUGCAUCGAGCUCAACGACUGGAGUCCUACUUUAUACUACUACAUUGCCGGGUGUGCGGAACUAGAGAACUACCGAAAUGCAUUCCACAGUAAAGCAGAGGAGUCACAAAUCCAGUUACAUAAGAAGAAGACAGAUGAACUCUUCAGAAAGGGGCCCACGCUAGCUGGUAAGAAACGCUUCUUAGCUAAACCGAUGCCGUUCGAGCAGUUCGUAGUUCGGAAGAUGCAGAAGUGGGAGGAGAGAUCCAAAGCGUUGGGGAUAGAUCUGGUAGAUGCUAUUGGUCCCAGCCCAUCGGAAGAGAUGACGUACCUUUGGAACGGAAUGAAGAAAAUGCAGCCCUCGGAGCUGGAGUUUUCGAACAAGGUUCUGUCCUGGGAUAGGUUAACAGCACCGAAGGAGGCGCGGAAGAAGAUAGAGGCAGAAUUAGACGAAGAAGCCGUGCGAAACGUCUGUCGAGCCGCCGUGGCGCGAUCACUGGGUAAUAUUGACGAGGCACGCGAAUUGCUCGACAGCGUUUUAGCUAUGGAUAGACUGGCAUUUAGAGGCCCCACGAAAGACGAUUAUGCGUUGCCAGCAGCAAACUACGAGAUGGCCGUACUUGCAUGGAUUGAGAUACAAAGACCUGAAGUGCGAAGGGAUGACGACAAAGGGGACGAGGAGGAGUGGCUACGGGAGAAAACGGAGGAAUGCCAGGCCUGGCUCGACAAGGUAGCUAACUGGGGAGCGUUUACCUUAGACGCCCGGAUCGGCAUGCGUGUCCAGACCGGUAUGGAUACUGUGAGCUGGUACAAGAAGCAUCAUGGGUGGGCAAGCGCUUGA